UCUCGGCUGAGGGAGGAGGAGGAAGAGGAGGAAGGAGGAGCCGCCGCCGCUGCCGCCGCUCCCCCGGGCCGGCGCCGGGGAUGGUGUUGGCCGCGGCUGCCGGGCCCUGACGCCGCGCUCAGGUGGGAAGCAGCAGUGAUGCUAACUCUGGCAAGCAAGCUGAAGCGGGAUGACGGCGUCAGAGGCCCCCGUGCGCCCAGCGCAGCGUCGGACUCCACUCGCAGGGUGUCUGUCCGGGACAAGUUACUGGUUAAAGAGGUUGCAGACCUUGAAGCUAAUUUACCUUGUACAUGUAAAGUGAAUUUUCCUGACCCAAACAAGCUCCAUUACUUUCAGCUAACUGUAACCCCAGAUGAGGGCUAUUACCAAGGGGGAAAGUUUCAGUUUGAAACUGAAGUUCCAGAUGCCUACAAUAUGGUGCCUCCAAAGGUAAAAUGUUUGACAAGAAUCUGGCACCCAAACAUUACAGAGACAGGAGAAAUCUGCCUAAGUUUAUUGAGAGAACACUCAAUUGAUGGCACUGGCUGGGCCCCAACUAGAACCUUAAAGGAUAUUGUCUGGGGGUUAAACUCUUUAUUUACUGAUCUUUUGAAUUUUGACGAUCCUUUGAAUAUUGAGGCUGCAGAGCAUCAUUUGCGUGACAAGACACAGCUUGGCCCUGAUUGGCCAAAGAGUGAAAACAACUCCCAGCAGAAUGCAAUGAAACAAUCACCUGUGGGUGAACAAUCUCCAACCACAUUCCACACAGGAGAAGCAAAUGAGAUGAGAAUUGUUUUCCUUUUCUCUGAGGCUUCUCAGCAUCCCAGGAGAAAAGCUCUUAGGGGAAGGGAUUUUAUCAGAGAAUGUGAAUGCCACAGAAUAACGUGCCAGGAAUGUGGUGUCUGCCUGGCAUCCCUGCUGGCACAGCAUCACACUCUUGCUCAGCAUCUCUGUGCUUUCUGAGCACAAACCACCAGAACUCUGUGGUUUUCCCUGGACACAGAGGGUAUGGAAUUGCAGGCAGUCUGUGUGCACCUAAGCUGUAGCUGCUGAUGGCAGAUUUUUCCCACUUGAUUCCCCAGUGGAGAUGGCUGUGGAGCCCUCAUUGUAAGGAUUCAGGGCUCCUGGGGAGAGCUGUGGGCAGCCUGAGCCUGCCAGUGCCACGGGUGAGCCUUUCCCUGCUGUGCCAGGGUAACAGAGCUGUGCUUCCCUGCAGGAGGACUUUCGGAAUAAAGUGGAAGAUUACAUUAAGCGCUACGCCA
Molecule: messenger RNA, 1241 nt
Organism: Haemorhous mexicanus (house finch)
Lineage: Eukaryota; Metazoa; Chordata; Aves; Passeriformes; Fringillidae
Gene: UBE2F
Product: ubiquitin conjugating enzyme E2 F (putative)
Exons: 10
Coding region: 139-942 (267 amino acids)
Biological process (GO): protein neddylation
Cellular component (GO): nucleus
Molecular function (GO): NEDD8 transferase activity
Source: RefSeq, a predicted model, not a curated record